UGCAGUAGACAGGCGGGCGUCACUCAGGUGGGCUCACAGGGAGGCCAGGGAGGAACACAGAGUAGAUACUGGCCAGGUGACAGACACAUGGGAAGCAGAAGGAGAGGAGACCAGCCAAGCACAGCAGCUUUUACCUGUCCAGGGAAGAAACGACAAGAAGUCAGCACCUGUGUGUUGACCUGAGAACAGCUAAGUGCAGAGAAGGUCAAUCUUCCUGAUCCUGUCCAGGUGAGAAGGAGGUCGUGAGAUCAUUGUGAUGUCGUGCCAGGCGUUCAGCACGGACUCCUUCACCACCCUAGCAGGAGACUCCCUGCCCCUCCUCAUGCACCACGCCUCCGCUGCCGACUGCCUGCCCUCCUCCGCCUCCACACACACACACAUGGUGUCUGCAGUCCCGUCAGGUCUGUCUCUCCUCCAGUCCUCCAAGCGUUCCCACAUGCACCUCUCCACCUCCACCCUUGGCAACGCUCUCAGCAACGGUCCCCCCGGCCUGCACUACCCCGUCACACCCUGUCACUAUAGCAACCAACAGACCACUUACGGCAUGAUGGCAGCUCAGGAGAUGCUGUCUGCCAGUAUAUCUCAGACCAGAAUCCUCCAGACCUGCAGCGUCCCACACCCCAACAUGGUCAACGGAGCAAACACACUGCAAGGUUCAUUGGCCCCUUGUCUGUAUAAGUUUCCAGAGCAUGGUCUGGGUGGGGGGUCGUGCUCUCUGAGCCACAGUUUCCCCCCACUGCCCCCUGCCGUGCUGUCUGAGGAGCCGCCCCUGGGGGGCACUAAGGACCUCCGCCUUAGGAGCCGGCCACCAGAUGACCCCCCCGACAUGGACUCACCUCAGAUACGAGAGCUGGAGAAGUUUGCCAACGACUUCAAACUCCGCAGGAUCAAACUGGGGUACACCCAAACUAACGUUGGAGAGGCUCUGGCUGCGGUGCAUGGCUCAGAGUUCAGCCAGACAACCAUCUGUCGCUUUGAGAACCUGCAGCUGAGCUUCAAGAACGCCUGCACGCUAAAGGCCAUCCUGGCCAAGUGGCUGGACGAAGCAGAGCAGGCCGGGGCUCUGUUUAAUGAUAAAAUGGGCAUGAAUGAGCGUAAGAGGAAACGAAGAACCACUAUCAGUCUGGGGGCUAAGGAGGCAUUGGAGCGUAGUUUCGGGGAGAAGAUCAAGCCCUCAUCUCAGGAGAUCGUCCGUAUGGCCGAGGGGCUACACCUGGAGAAGGAGGUGGUCCGGGUCUGGUUCUGUAAUCGUCGGCAACGAGAGAAACGGGUCAAGACCAGCCUUCACCACAGCUCCUACCUGACCAAGGACAGUCCUACCUAUAGAUAACCCUAGCCCCUAUCUGUCCCCCAAUGCCAAAAAACCUUGAGUUCGGGUGUGACCUCAUUCUUUAUUGGACCAAAAGCAUAUUGUUCUUCAAGUUCCUGCAGCCUACUACUAUUUCUCCCAGAAGUGCCUAAACCAACGAAUAACAAUUUAUGAUUCCAUGUCUGGUCGUUGUAAAAACAAAUGAUACUAAUACAUUCCCAUGUGUCUUUAUUAUGAUUUAUUUAUCUGAAAUAUAAUAUAUAAAACUGAAUCAUUAUGAAUGUGAACAUCUAAUUUAUUGACAGAUGUGUUUUCAAGUCAGAGACAUCUUCAACACAGAGAGAGAACGAUAUAGAGACAUUCUCAGACAUUUUGAUAUGUAAGAAAUCAAAACGCAAUGUCCCAGUUGCACAUGUCAUUUUUUUCAUACGUACUGAUUUCUUGAUGCAUUUCCCAUGAAUAAAUACAUACAAACCAA
Molecule: messenger RNA, 1787 nt
Organism: Salvelinus fontinalis (brook trout)
Lineage: Eukaryota; Metazoa; Chordata; Actinopteri; Salmoniformes; Salmonidae
Gene: pou1f1
Product: POU class 1 homeobox 1
Exons: 7
Coding region: 257-1330 (357 amino acids)
Biological process (GO): regulation of transcription by RNA polymerase II
Molecular function (GO): DNA-binding transcription factor activity, RNA polymerase II-specific; RNA polymerase II cis-regulatory region sequence-specific DNA binding
Source: RefSeq, a predicted model, not a curated record